AUAGUGCUUUUUUAAUCGCCCCCUGCUUUUGUUUUUUUCUGAUUAAACGAUUUAUAACAAUGACUCACCCCUUUCAUACGCUCCGCUCUGUAUCACAAUUACACCGUGGUUGAUAUCAACAUGGAGAAACUGUUUCAGAUGAGAAACAAUUUCCUCAAGUUUCUGACAAAACAACCUGCGACUUUGGUAGUAGCGUUUCAGAACCCAACUCCUAGUCCUUGUCGAUCGCCGGCACGAAUGGUUUCGAUAAUUCCCCGGGAAGCCCGAAGGAAGCGCCGAGGCGAGAGCUUUAGCACGAGAGAGCCCACUUCUCCCAAAGUAUCGUGCAUGGGCCAAGUUCAGUGCAAGAAGAAGAGGAAGGCCCGGAAACAGAAACAGGCCCAGACCCAGACCCAGGCCCAGAAGGAUUCAACAAAAACCGUUGACUCUGUUGGUGAAUUGAAGAAGAUUGUGCUUUGGAUUCGGAAGGGAAGUGAUGAGGGGCAAAAGCAAAAGGUUUUGGAAGAGAAGAGAGUGGAAGCUCCAUCGUUGAAUACAAUGAAGAAAUUUGCCAGUGGGAGAGGAUCCUUGUAUGAUUUUGAUGUUACAAUUGCAGAAAGCUUGAAACAAAUAAGAAGGAUUGCAAUCGAUAAUAAUGGAAGAUCAAGAGUUCAGAAGUCAAGUUUUUUCUUUUCAUUUCUUUUACAUUCAUUAAGUGGAUUAAAUUUUAAGAUAUUUCUAGAGAAUGGAUUUUAUUAGUUUUUUUUUCAUAGGAAAGUAAAUACAUAAAAAUAAUACUACUUACACA
Molecule: messenger RNA, 787 nt
Organism: Vigna unguiculata (cowpea)
Lineage: Eukaryota; Viridiplantae; Streptophyta; Magnoliopsida; Fabales; Fabaceae
Source: RefSeq, a predicted model, not a curated record